CCUUUGCUCCGCAUCACUUCUCUGAUUAAAACCCCCAACUAUCUAUUUGGCGGGAAGAAAGAACAAGUCCUGAAAUUGGAAGUUGAGAGAGAUGAGUUCGCCAUCAAUGGACGCUACAAUACCAGAUUUGGUGUGCCAACUCGACACCGUUCAAGGCUUUGUUGAUGCUCUCACCUCGGUUCGCUGGAAACGCCACCAGGAUGCGGUUGUGGAGUUAUCGGAACACGGCGUCGUUCUGAUUGUAGAAGACACUGGUUGUCUCCAAGCCAAAGUCUAUCUCCAAAAAGAGUUAUUUGUGAAUUAUGAGUAUACUGCUGAAGCACGGCCUCGAUUUGGGGUGAGCUUGGGGCUAUUAGUCGAUUCUUUGAAUACGUUCUCGGUUCCGGGACACUCGAGCUUGAUUGAGCUUCGGUAUCCAGGCCCUGAUAUGCAGCUUCUACUCAAGUCUAUUGAUUCACUGGAUGCAUGCAUUUAUGCGGAAAUCCGAACAAGAAUCCCAGAUACUAUUUCGUCGGAUUUCAAUUUUGAACCCGCAGGAACCACCCCUUUAAGCUUCACAGUGAAGUCUGCAGCUCUGAAAGAAGCCAUUGAUGAUCUAGAAUGGCCUGGGUCAAGUAUUAAAAUAACUGUACAACCAACACCUCCUUCUGUUACCUUCAGAGGUGAAGGCCAUGGUGAUCUACAGAUAGACUUCAUGUAUUACGCGAACACUGACCUUUUGGCUGCUUUUAGCUGUGACCGGGAAGUGUCUCAUCGGUACAAGUAUAAAUUUCUACGCGCAACAACUUCAAGCAUACCGAGCAGUGUAGUAAAAGAUAACCGUGGAAGCAAGGUUACUGUAGGAAGAGGAGGGAUAUUAAAAGUUCAACAUCUGGUUUCUGUUGCAAGACCAGCACACUCACACAUUGAUUCUGCAGGUUAUCAGCCACCUAGCAGGAUAGCUUACAUAGAGUUCUUUGUCAAGCCAGAAGAAGUUGAUGACGAUUGAGUUUCUAGAUGGAACUCCAUAUUCCCCUUUGUGAUCAAGUAUUUGGGGAAGUGGAGUACCUUCCCAUGUUGAUGAUUCUUGAGAAGAAAGCUUAAAAUGAACUAAUUGGUCUUCUCCACUUCGUUGUUCAGAUAUCCAUACCGGACUCGAGUAUGUGUCUAAAUGUGCGACACAACUAUUUUCUUGAAAAAUUGCAGUAUUUAGUGUCCAAGUGUCGAGAAUCUGAUGCGGGUAUUUAAGAGAUAAUAAAGUUGUAUAUAUAUGGCCGUUAAACAAAAAAAAGUAUACAUGCAAAUGAAAGGUUGUCAUGACAAAAGUGGUUCAAUGAUUUUGUUUUAAACAAGUUUAAUUACAGUUAAAACUAGGUCUUUUAGGAGUUCAGUUUUUUGUGGCAGAAAC
Messenger RNA from Spinacia oleracea (spinach), 1387 nucleotides. RefSeq lists its product as uncharacterized. Bases 92 to 988 code for a protein of 298 amino acids. The transcript is spliced from 8 exons. Lineage: Eukaryota; Viridiplantae; Streptophyta; Magnoliopsida; Caryophyllales; Amaranthaceae. The record is from RefSeq and is a predicted model, not a curated record. Gene Ontology annotation, cellular component: checkpoint clamp complex. Gene Ontology annotation, biological process: DNA repair; DNA damage checkpoint signaling.